Molecule: messenger RNA, 1856 nt
Organism: Aricia agestis (brown argus)
Lineage: Eukaryota; Metazoa; Arthropoda; Insecta; Lepidoptera; Lycaenidae
Product: serine protease inhibitor 77Ba-like
Exons: 1
Coding region: 61-1251 (396 amino acids)
Molecular function (GO): serine-type endopeptidase inhibitor activity
Source: RefSeq, a predicted model, not a curated record
UGAAACUGGCCGUGUACACUCAGUGUAUUCGGAGCCGACGUACUGAGGCGGACAUUCACAAUGAAGUCUUUAUUUUUCCUAAUAUUCGUUAUCGCGUCAUGUUCUUGUGCAGUGGAGUUCAGUUCGCGUGCGAGGAAUUUUAGUAUAGAACUCCUUCAUUACACGCAAAAGGAGAAGGAGGGCCAUGUCGUUAUAUCGCCGUUCGGAAUAUGGAGCCUCAUGACUGGAAUAGCGUUGGGUGCAGGCGGCAACAGUAGAUCGCAGCUGUCCAGAGCGUUUUUCCUGCCGAGCAACCAGUUCACCAUCAUCAACGGGUAUCAAAACCUCACGAGGACGGUCCUGGAUCCGACCACCAAAGGUGUGACACUAACAAGUAAAAACUUCAUGUUUGUCGACCGGAGUUUCACAAUCAAUCCCAAUUUUGAAAAAAUCAUGCUCUCCGACUUUAGUGCUAUGAUAAGAAAUCUCAACUUCAAGGAGCCCGACACUGCGGCGAAGAUAGCCAACAAUCUAAUUCAAGGAUCCGGCGCCAGCGUCUCCAACGUGUUGAGGUCCGACGACUUUGAGCAAUCACGAAUGAUACUCACCAACGUCAUAACCUUCAAAGGUCUGUGGGGUUCGCCGUUCAACGUAUCGGAGACGAACGUCGAAUCUUUCUACGAUGAGAACAAAAGGAAAAUGGGGGAGGUGAACAUGAUGUACCAAAGAGCUCAGCUGCCGUUCUCCAAUAUACAGGCGUUGUCGUCUCUCAUCUUAGAACUGCCUUACGGACAAGACAGAAAAUACUGCAUGUUGAUCCUGCUCCCGUAUCCUAAGGUCAAGGUGGAGCAAGUCUACGCGAACCUCCAAAAGGUGUCGUUCGGUGAGAUAUUCGACAAGCUCCAGAAGGAUAUCAACGAUUUUGGUCUGGAAGACGUGGACGUGAAGCUGCCCCGAUUCAAGAUAUCGACGAACAUCGUUCUAAACAAGCCGCUAAACAGUAUGGGCGUAUACGACAUUUUCGAUCCGAAUCUAGCGAACUUCAAAGAUAUCACCAACGAAGACAUUUUCGUUUCCGCGAUCGUCCACAAGGCAGACAUAGAGGUCACGGAGUCGGGGACUGUGGCGUCGGCGGUGACGUCAGCGUAUUUCGCCGACCGCAUCUCCACGCCUAACUUCGAAGCGAAUCGCCCGUUCAUUUACUUUGUUAUGGAAAAACCGACGAGGACCGUCAUAUUCGGAGGGAUUUACUCGACGCCCUCGGUGUUUUGAUUUUCUGUAAAGUGUUAAGGCAUCGUUCAAUUUCACCAACUCUUAGUAAAUGCCCAAGUUAAACUACUAUAGUGCAAAGUAUAAGUACUAUAGUUCAAAUUAUACUAUGAAGGCUUUGUGGUGGAAAUGAUGGUGCUAUCGAAUUGUGCAGUUUGACUGAAUCAUGACAAAAGUUUUAUAAGCGACCGAGUUAGCCUUGUCCUAAGAUUUAAAAGUAGAAAAAUGUUUGUUUCUGUGGUAGGUACAGCAUAAUGACUGCAGCUAUUAAUACUCAUUGGUUAUCACUGUGAUACAAGUACUUGUAUUGUGCUAAUGAGACUGUUCUUUAAUUAUUUUGGAGCCAUUUGGUUAGAUAAAUUGAUGUAAUUAUGUGAUCAUUCACUUAAUAAUUGGUCUAAUGCUAAUGUUGUCAGGUACAAUAUAUUUGAGCUAGAUAUUAUAGUCUUGCAGUUUGUGUCCUCAAAUUUUUCUGAUCAGUUUUUCGUAAGAUAAGAAAACAAUAUGCUUUUAAAUUGCUAGCGAGUUCCUUCUCUGUUAUUUAGUUAAGACUCUCUUCUGUUAUUCUAAUUAUAUUUAUUAAAUAUUUUUUGUACAUAUUUUUAAUU